Messenger RNA from Limanda limanda (common dab), 435 nucleotides. RefSeq names its product hemoglobin embryonic subunit alpha-like. Gene Ontology annotation, cellular component: haptoglobin-hemoglobin complex; hemoglobin complex; blood microparticle. Bases 1 to 435 code for a protein of 144 amino acids. Gene Ontology annotation, biological process: oxygen transport; hydrogen peroxide catabolic process. The record is from RefSeq and is a predicted model, not a curated record. Lineage: Eukaryota; Metazoa; Chordata; Actinopteri; Pleuronectiformes; Pleuronectidae. The transcript is spliced from 3 exons. Gene Ontology annotation, molecular function: peroxidase activity; oxygen carrier activity; organic acid binding.
AUGACCAGUCUCACUGCUAAGGACAAGGAAACAGUCAAGGCCUUCUGGGCCAAAAUGGCUUCGAAGGCGCAGGACAUCGGUGCUGAUGCUCUGAACAGGAUGCUGAUCGUGUACCCGCAGACCAAGACUUACUUCUCCCACUGGAAGGACCUGAGCCCCGGCUCUGCCCAGGUGCUGAAGCACGGAAAGACCGUCAUGGGUGGAGUUGAGUAUGCUGUGACCCAACUGGACGACCUGAAAGCAGGUCUUCUGAGCCUCAGUGAGCUGCACGCCUUCACCCUGAGAGUGGACCCUGCCAACUUCAAGAUCCUCUCCCACAACAUCCUUGUGGUCAUGGCCAUCACGUUCCCAGAGGACUUCACCCCUGAGGUCCAUGUGUGUAUGGACAAGUUCCUGGCUGCUCUGGCUCUGGCCCUGGCUGAGAAAUACAGAUAA